Liolophura sinensis is the source of this 6639-nucleotide messenger RNA. RefSeq names its product dual specificity testis-specific protein kinase 2-like. The transcript has 11 exons. Gene Ontology annotation, cellular component: cytoplasm; nucleus. NCBI's taxonomy places the organism in Eukaryota, Metazoa, Mollusca, Polyplacophora, Chitonida, Chitonidae. Gene Ontology annotation, biological process: actin cytoskeleton organization; protein phosphorylation. The record is from RefSeq and is a predicted model, not a curated record. Bases 148 to 2409 code for a protein of 753 amino acids. Gene Ontology annotation, molecular function: protein serine/threonine kinase activity; ATP binding.
AACCGCAGAGAAGGAAGUUAGCUCUUAUUUAAACACGGAAGAAGAAAGAUGCUCCAGGAAGACGUCGGCUGUGUUUAAAGCAGGCUAGAGUAUCGCCAGUCAUGUGCAUUGCCUGCAUAUAGUGAUUGCAGUUACCUUUAUGUGAACAUGACAAUGCGAUCUCAGCCGUGUGAAAAUUGUCCUCCAAGACACCGCAAAAACCUAGGUGUCACUCGAAGCAGGAGCGACGGGCUAAGCUUACUGUCUGUUUCUAAUGCUGCUGCAAGCACACCGAUUCAAAAAAAAGCAAAAGCGCAGAAUUUGUGUAACCACGUUAAACGUGAUCAGAGACAGAUGACCGCACAACCACCCAAGAGCUCGUCAAAAACACACCACAUGAAUGACACUAGCAAGGUUUACAAAACAUCCAAGGCCCAGUCAGGAGGUGAGAGCUCCAUGGACCUUACCCCAAGCCCUGUGCUGGUAUUGAAUCCUGGGAGGCCAAGAGCCUUCACAGCACAGCCUCAACUCAAUGGGGAAACUCGUGAAGUGGAAGGACCUAAGGAAGAGGUCACAAGUAGCAAAGAUGAAGGACAGAUUCAUGGGUCCUCAAGGUCAUGCCAAGCUCUGAAAUAUGCAGUCUCAGCUUUAACACGAUUGGACGAUUUUGUGUGUGAAAGUUUGGGUGCUGGCUUUUUUUCGCAGGUGUAUAAGGUUACACAUCGCACAACAGAUCAGGUUAUGGUAUUAAAGAUGAAUACGUCCUUCAGCAACAGGCCCAACAUGUUGCGAGAAGUGCAACUAAUGAACAGAAUGUCACACCCAAAUAUUCUCAAGUUUAUGGGCGUGUGUGUUCAUAAAGGACAACUCCAUGCUCUUACUGAGUAUAUGAAUGGUGGGAGUCUGGAGCAGCUGUUGAUAAACAAAACUGUUGAGUUGCCAUGGACAACAAGAAUCCACCUGGCUCUAGGACUGGCCAAGGGUAUGGAAUACCUCCAUUCUAAGGGUGUGUUCCACAGAGACCUUACCUCAAAGAAUGUUUUAAUCCGGAUUAAUGAAGAUGAAAGCUAUACUGCUGUAGUUGCAGACUUUGGACUGGCAGCUAAGAUUCCUGAUCCCUUAGACAAGGAGAGACAAUUGUCCAUUGUUGGCUCGCCAUACUGGAUGGCCCCAGAAGUGUUAAAAGGAGAGUGGUAUAAUGAGAAGGCUGAUGUGUUUGCAAAUGGAAUAAUUAUGUGUGAGAUAACAGCUAGGAUAGAGGCAGACCCAGAUGUGUUGCCCAGAACUGCAAACUUUGGGGUGGACUAUGUGGCAUUCAGCGAGAUGGUGGGGUACUGUCCCUUAGAGUUUUUACAGACCGCCUUCCGAUGCUGUCAGAUUGAUUACAACAAGCGUCCAUCAUUUACAGAGAUUCGAGAAAAUCUGGAGACAAUUGAACACAAUUUGAAUGAAGAUGUUUCAUCUCCAGAACCAGGAGAGGCAAACAGUGAGAAUGGUAAAAUGCCAAAGAAGCGCUCAAGAUCAGAGGACAACAUCCUGCAGGCUAAUGAGACUUACCUGGAACCUCCAGAGGGUGACAGUCCAGUUACACCGCUGGAGGUCGGCCAUGAGAUGAGCCAGACAGAUCCAUUCUACUCCCCAACAAAGGUGAAUCCAUUUGCAUCCUCACACCGCUACAAGAGUGGCCGAAAGAUUCUGGGCACCUCUCGUGAUCCAGAGUCUAUAUACUACCUGGACCUGAAUAUGUCACCUGAUUCUCCGAGCACUCCGCCAUCCACCCCCUUGGCUGAUGGUAGCCAUUCACCGCACAAACGAAACUGUCACUCAUUGCCUGCGUCGCCCAUCUUGCUGAGGAAAGCUGCUGAAAAGCUCCACCAGGAAUCGCUGCAUGGCCGCAACCCUAGACCCUCUGUGUCAUUCACUGGUAAGCCUGUCUACAGCCCUAGUAUCCUUAAGUCUAAGAGUGACAUCAUUGGAGAACGACUCUGCCAGAAACUGGAAUUUGGUAACUCCUUAACCGAAUCAACAGUUUUCUCCUUCCCUCCUCAAAAGCAACAGGAGGAGGAUUUAGUGGAGGCAGAACCCAAGCCCUCACAACCCUCAGCAGCUAGACGCCGGGCGGCCUUCCAGAAGAAACAGUACACUGUGGACUGCGCGCCAAUGUACAACACAGAGCCCUGUUCAUACUGGGACAACAACAACGCAGACAAAGAGCAGGUGACUGUGAUCACAGAGGAGUUGUCACAGAUCAGCACAGUUUGUACCUCUGAGUCAUCCAUGGGAAAUACUUCUCAUAGCUCCUCUAUUGAGUCUUUCAUGUCAGUGGAUGAACCAGCCAGUUCUUUCUCCAGCUGCAGUGAUGUGGAGAAUAUUGAAAUCUGGUAUGGAGCAGAGAAGGACUUGCAUGGAAGGACGGAUGAUAAGAUUUAGAUUUGGAAUGAAUGUGAUUUGCAUGAAUGUUAUUGCAUGGUGUUCAGUGUUAGAGUUGAUACGCAUUACCUGACAAGUGCACUUCGUUAAUGAGCAGCUAGGGUUUGGGUAUUACAAAUACCUGUGUAGUUUUCUUCAUUAAUCAGAUGUUAAGGGCUGUUAUAUGCAAGAUCCUUUUAUAGAUGGGCAUUGUGCAGUGCCCUCUAGUGUGAUAUCAGCGUUAGAAGAGUGGUCUCCAAGGUUUGUUGACAUAGUUGCAACAUUAUAAACUAUAUGUCUUUCAUUGUAAAAUUAUUUGUCACAAGUGCAAUAUGUUACACAUGGUUAUUACAUAGGGUGUUUUUGAGUUUGAAGGAAAAAUAAUGCAUGUUUAAAAAUAUAACGAGGAAAAAAAAAUUAUUUAUGGAAAAGAUAAUUGUUUUGCUUUCGUUUUAAUUGAAAGAAUUAAGUUUACAUGCCUUAUGUUUAUUUGUUGUGUCCAUUUUAUUUUAUGAAAAUGAAAAUUACUCUGUUUGGAAGCGACCAGAAAAAAAAGAGCUGAACAAUUCACAGGCACAGCUCUAUGACUUGGGUUCUAGUGGAUGGUAUACAUAAAAUAGUUGUGUUAAUUUGCUUCAAGAAUUGUAUUUGUUUUGAAUUGUUGUAAGUGAUGAAAUCCUCUUGUUAUGUCUAGCAUUCCCCAAGUGGUUUAAGUGUGAUUUUCCCUCUAUUACAUAUCUUAUAUGUAGGACCCAUAUCUACCACACAGAGCAAGCCACACAGUUUUGUUCAUUGUUUAAGUAUAGUGUCCUUUAUUCAUGUUUAUUGGUGUGCAAAACUUUGUAUAACAACCUAGAAUGAGUCCAAAACAGUAUGGUAGAUAUUAUUUCAUGAUGCAAGUCCUCAGCACAUGCAGUUAAUACUCUUGCUACUUAAUUGUUUUCCAGAAUUGUUUUUCUUAAUUUGAUGAGUUACCUCAGUAAUAUAUAAGAAGUGUAAGUUAAAUAUUACUUUAACCGUAACACUAAAAUAUUUGUAGUGAGUUUUCUCUGGUGAGAAUUACUUCAGUAACUUUUAGCUUGUACCUAUCUAUCUUAUUGAUGUAUAGGGUUAGGGACUAAAGUGAUUUGUGUCCGUCAGAUCGGUGUAGUCUGUAUGGGCCUGUUCCCUGUUAAACUGAAAAUCUGAAGAUAUGUGUGCCAGCUUAGUUAUAAAUGGAAGUUUGUAUAUUUACAUCAAGGGUCUUUGAGGAGGUGCAGCUCAUGCUGGCUUCCUCACCGGCCGUACGUGGGAAGGUCUUCCAGCAACCUGCGGAUGGUCGUGGGUUUCCCCCGGGCUCUGCCCGGUUUCCUCCCACCAUAAUACUGGCAGAUGUCGUAUAAGUGAAAUAUUCUUGAGUACGGCGUAAAACACCAAUCAAAUAAAUAAAUAAAUUUGAGGAGGUGCACAGUUACUUGUGUGAAACAGACAGUAAUUUACCUUGGAUGUAUCUUAAGCAAAUUUUUGUAGGGACAAGACAAUGAAAAACAAAAAGUCAAGUAACAGGUAUAAAAAGACGUAAAAACAUGUAUUUGUAGUUCCAAAACGGGUGGAAGAUAUGUUAGAAAUGUUAAUUUAAGUGUGCAAGGCAGAAAUAUUUUUUACCUAUUAAUUGAUAGCAAGUUGAUAUCACAUCGAGCAAGUCAAGUAUUAGUAAACUUUGUUGUAUGCAAAUGUUUGUUAAAAUGGAAUGUUUUAUUACUCUGCUCAAAAUUUGCGUUCACUGAGUGUACAUGUAUAUUUCAGUUGUGUGCUCAAAUUGUGAAAAAAUAGUUAUUACACAAUUUUUGAUCAAACCUAUUUUGCGUAGCAAAUUCAGCUACUGCUGGGUUAAUACAAAUGAUAUAUUUUAUAAAACUGUUCCAGUCUUUAGUUCUUUUGUGCUUUAACUAAAGAAUACAUCAGGAUUUAUUAAGUGUAAGGUAAUGUGUAUUGUGUAAAAUCUGUGGUAUGUUUCAGUGUUAAUCAGAGAAUGGGCACAUGAAAUUAAAUGUCUGAAUAAAAUUUGGAAGGUGGGAUAAUGGAUUAUCCAUAGUCAAGUUUAUAAAAACUUACAAUCUUGUGCCCAAAGAUUUUUGGUAUUUGAGAAACAUGAAAACAGGAGAUCCCCAUUGUUUUGUUCAUGUUAAUUUAUGCCACAAAGUGUUCACAAGUGAGAAGCAAAACGGCAAAACCUUGUUCCUUGAUCAAAAUUAUUAAUUCAGUGUUGUUUUUUGUGUGCCAUAUACAUCUACAUGUACUGGGUGUUGCAUAGCAUCCAUAUAACUGACUUUAAGUGAUUUUUUGGCAGAAAAGCUUAAACUUGGCAGUAAGAACUAUUUAUAAUGUUAGUGUUCACUGUUCUUUGGCCAAAUGGUGCCAAACUCUAGUUGUAGUAUUGCCAAUUUGAUAAAGAUAUGCAGAAAUUGAGACAUGCAUUUCUUAAAUACAUGUAUGUUGAAAGUAUUGUCUUCCCUUAUCUCCUUUCCGAGUGGAAUGAAUAUGCAAAUCAAAUCCAUAGCACAAAAAUUGUUGAGGAUAAAUAUGUUGUAUUUUGAGUCAGGCAGUGUCAAACAGGGAUUCAUCUGUGAAUGACAUGUAGUAAGGACAUUGCCCCAUAGUGAUGUGUGUAUGAAGAAGUGUAAGGCACACCAAAGAUAUCGAAGUUAAUAUGACACGUAGUGAAUGCAUUUAAGUUGGCUUCGUUGUCUGUUGCUUUAACUAUAUGUAAAUUAGAUGGAUUGUUCUUAAAAGACAUGUACCUAUAGCAUUAGACUAUUUUAAGUCUGUGUGUAUAAGUUAUUAUUUUCAUUUUGCUUUUCUAAAGUUAUAGUGACGACAGCAACCUGUAAACAAUUUCCAUGUAUGAUUAAGUCUAAUAAUAUUGUCAGUAAUAUUGAGCACUAGUAUUACUUAAUUCGGGGUGUUCAGGCAUUAAUUUGGUAUUAUAAUUCAAGCUUUCUAUCCUUAUAAAAGGACUCCCUGUGUUGUUAAGGUAAUUCGAGGUUGAAAGGUAAAAUGAUUUUUUAUCUGAAUAUGCUUCAUUAAUAACAUAUUCACAUUUCACAAUCUUCUAGAUUUGUUACACCAUUUUUUUAAUGAACCAAGCGGUGAAUGUCAUGUAGCAGUAAUAGUAAUUAAUGCCAUGCUGAAAAGGGUCUGGGAUGACCAUUGAAAUGAAACACUUCAUGUUUUUGGUUCUGAGAUUUUUACGGUAAAGAACAUGUAUCUGAUCUUAGAGGAGCAGUUUACGCAGUAUUUUAUCAUUUAUUUUUUCUUUCUCGUUUUUAUCAGUUAAAAUUUGACUGAAUGAAGGAAAACAUGUAUAUGAACAAAAUGAGUGAUAUACUUUGUCAUGAAAUAUUAUGAGUAACAAGCAUAUCUUGACUACUGUAUGUAAUAGCUAAAAUAAAUCAUCUUUUUUUGGGGGAAUUAAAUUAUUUUUAUUUUACUUGUUUAACAUAUAUGUGCUUGAUUUUAGUUUGGCAGAACAAAUUUAAACUAUCGAUCAGUUAUAAUGUUAUAGUGUGAAACUGUCUUUACUGCUUCUAUAGUAAACUCAACACUUUUCUGCUUGUGUUGAGCCAUUACCUUUGGUAGCUUCUCUAUGCAAUAAUGGCCUGUCCAAUGUUAGAUAUGAAGAACAUCAGUUUGUUUUUGUGGCAUUAUUUAUUGUGAAUUUUAUUUUAGUCAUUGUUCAGGUGAGAUGUGUGUUGAAGUGUAUAUAAUUAUGUCUUAUACAUAGCAGAUGUAAAUUGGGAAAUUAAAGUCACCUAUAUACCUACAUGUAUAGGUAGAAGAGCACUGUGCUUCAGAGGACCAGGCUUUUGGAUAAGACAAUGGCCUCGAGUGAAUCACUUAUUGUUAGCUUCUUUUUUUUUUUGUCAAUCUACUUAACUGCACAUCCCCAAACCUCUAGAAUUCCAUGUUUGUAAUGGAAAUGUUAAAUUGUGUUUUCAUUUUAUUCAAUUCGUUUUUUAUUUAUCAUAAGUUAUUGCUAUCAUUACAGUUGUAUUCACAUUAGACUUUGUUCCUUCAACUAUUGCUUGUAUGAUCAUGGUUGAUUUUGUGAUAUUUCCCUGUAUUGAGAGUUUGAACAUCCAUGUAUCAUUUUUUUGGUUCAUCAUGUGUUUAUUGCAGUUGAUAAGGCAUUGCUUUCGUUAAAUCUCCUUAUUUGUUUGAAUUUGAGUUUGUUUACCUGGAAAGAAAUAAGCAAAAUAAAAAAGUUGUUGC